AUGGACGCGACUCUGCCGGGCUUGUGCCGACGUCCGCUGCCCCGAUUCCACGACGAAGAUCAUGCUCUAUUGCUGGAACUGCCCGAGCCCCGUGCCAAUAGCAGCCUCGCCAGUGCGGUGACCAUCCCCCUGCGCUUUCGCCUAUUUUGGGAAUCGGCCGAAAUGCUGUUUCGUGCCAACACGGCAGCCACGCGACUCAUCUCAGCCUAUUUUCGCAUGACGGGUCGCUCCUUCAUGCAAGCCGCCCUCGUGCCAUCCAUUCAGGAUGUCUGCAACUCAGUUCCUGUCGACGCUGACGCCAACAAUCAGCUCUCCAGCACCGUCAUUUCGGCAUGCCAGACCAUCGCCGACAUGAUUACUCAAAAUGCCGUGCGCCUCACGGGCUCUAUGCGCAAUCUGCUGGCGCUCAUGUAUCGUUAUGUGGAUGAAAAGUUUCCCGGGCACGGCGUAACCGUCAUCCGUUCCGUCAUUUUUCUACGCCUACUCUGUCCUGCCAUCGUCAAUCCCGUGCAACAUAGCCUCAUUGAUCGAAGCCCCGAGCGGGCUCACUUUCGUUCCUUGACAGCCAUUGCCAAGCUGCUGCAGCAACUCGCCAAUGUGACCGGUGCGUGCGAGCACGCGUGCAUCCGUGACGAGGCUCAGGCUGAGACGACGCUCGAAUCUCACGCGCCUUGCUCGUUGUUGAUCCUCUCAGGGACCACGGACAUCAAGGUACCGGCCUCAGUGGAAACGAAAGCAGCCCGCAAUUUCUUGCUGCAAAAUCGCACUGCCAUGAUGUCAUUUGUGGAAUACUUGGUCGAGGCGGAUGGUGAAGCUAAACUCGAGCCCGAUAAGGCCUGCUUCAACGCCAGCAUGGCCCUUCACAUCGAACCUGCACUUUGGGUAUGCAGUGCCUGUCGCUUGGUCAACCGAGAGGCCUCUUUCCGUGAUUGUGAUUGCACGAUCGCCUCACUCCUGCCUCAAUGCCCUUUUGCUAUGGCGUAUGCUGUCCGUCAUCCAGGCUGCAUCGGCGACAAUGUUUUCGAUGUCAUCACCCCUGGAUCAAUCAACCAAGCCGACGCUCGUAUCAUGGGAGUCGGACUGAGCUUUGUUCGCCACGCUUUGUUGGACACGCUGCCCACCAUCCCUGGCGAUGCGCUGCGCUUCCUGGUCGAUGUCCUCUCUCACGACGGCAAGGCAGCAGGCGAGGUAGCGGGAUCACCGGCCUUGGCUCACGCUCGCCAAGCCUUGGUUGUGCUCCGAUCUUACUUGAUCAUGAUGCUGGCCAAGCCUGCUCGUCGUAUGCUGCACCAUCCGCGCGUCCUCAGUAACGGAUCAAGUCGGAAUCCCUCCAGCGGCGCAGUGCCCACCUCGGAUCUUCUCUCGGACUCGGCUGCCACCGUUACCGAUGCCCCAUCUGCGACCCCAACAGCGAUGGGUCGACCCUCGCCUUCUCCACGUGCCUUGAGGGAGGUCGGAGAAGCUGUUGGAAGCACGGACGGGGGAGAGACGGAUGCCUCCGACUCGUUGGGUGAUAGCGGCUCAACUUCACCUCGCACAACUCCCGUGGUGGCUUGGCUGGAGCGCGUGGCGGCGAGCUUGCGCGCAGACCCCAUUGUCUCGACCAGUGUGGCAUGUCUUGGCUCGCAAACCGGUCUCAGCACGGCAUCCUGGUUACGUCUCAUGGCUCAGCAGGCGGCUCUAGCUCAAAUCGAGCUGGAACAGGCGCGCCUGGUCAAGGCCUGCGGUUGGGUACCGCCAGUUGUCUCCCCCCCGGUCAGUCGCGGGCCACGGAGUCCUUCGGCGGGGUUCAACACAGGUGGCAACGGCAGCGAGGGAGCUGUGCCUUCUUCACAGGCUGUGAGCGAUGAUGAAGCCGAUGCGAUGGAGGACGAUGACGUGAGCGGCACCGAGUCAGACUUUUUGUCUGAGGGAACGCGAUCGCCCUUUACCAGUCGCGGCCCCACCCGGGCGCCUUCGCGCAUGGGCUCAAGCAAGGCUGCACGCGGUGGUGCGGCAGUCUCGGAGUUGCAAAAGUUUCGGGUGGUGCUGCAUGGUGAAGCGGUGCGGGCCUGGUUGGCUGAAGUGGAUCAGUCUUCCGAGCCCAUGGCGCUAGCUCCGCCCAUGGCGGCGUGGGGUGUUGCGCAGCGCGAGAUGCUGCGCACGACGCAGCGCCCGGGCUGGGGCCGAUUGGAGCAGCGUUACACGAUGAACAUUCGUCAAGGCAUAUUGCAAGAAUUUCAUGACGUGUGUACUUGCCUACCUGAGCAAGCCAUUGCUGAGACGCUCGCCCACACCGACGUGGCACGUCUGCACAUUGUCUUGCAAUAUUUAGCGCCUGAUGGGCGAUUGAG
This is a messenger RNA of Monosiga brevicollis MX1, 2333 nucleotides long. RefSeq lists its product as uncharacterized. Gene Ontology annotation, biological process: regulation of GTPase activity. The record is from RefSeq and is a predicted model, not a curated record. The transcript is spliced from 8 exons. NCBI's taxonomy places the organism in Eukaryota, Choanoflagellata, Craspedida, Salpingoecidae. The annotation marks the transcript as partial.